AUGAGGUUUAAACAGAUACAGGAAAAAUGUGACUUUAAAGAAAAUAGACAACAAAUUACUUUUGAGUCCAAACUAACUGGUUAAAUUAUAAAAGUUUGUAUUCUUUACAUGCAAAUUCAGAUCUUGAUACUAUCAAACAAGUGUUGACAGAUUUGAAAACUAACAUGUAAUUAAAUAUAGAAGCUUUAGAUGCACAGCUCGGGAAUUGCAUAAGAAAAAUGAGCAAUCCUUAGGUUUUUCAGAAUCGGAGUAAAGAAGUGAAUGUGUAAAGAAAGACAAAGAUGUUUAAAGCAAAAAAAAAAGGGACACACUUAUAUAUCUAUAUAUUAAAUAAAUUAAAUAAUUAUAAAGUUUAUCAAAAUAACUAAUGAUUUAGUAGCUUGGAUGUAAAAAAGAUAAAGAUUGAAUUCUUAAAGAUUAGGUGUAUUAAAAGUUAAUAAAUUGCAUCAGCAUUAGUCAAAUUUUUGAGAGAAUAAUUAGAUAAACAUCAUUCUAAUGCAACACCUGCUUAAAAAUAAGAAUUUUUAUAAAAGUACAUAACUUUGUGUAAAUAUAUUGAACAGGGAAUAAAUUUAAAUGAAUCAAGAUGGUUUUUAUUUGGUGAUGGCUAUAAUAAGGCUGAUAGUGCAGUUGUUCUUAUUUCAAGUCAAAGUAAUGAUUCUAUUAAGACAGUUAUUGUUGUUUAAAUGAUGAUGGUAAAUUCACUAAUGGAGAUUCACGAAAUUAAGGAGGAUCAUGAAAACCUAAACCAAAGCCAUAACCUAAACCUAAACCUAAACCUAAACCAAAACCAAAACCAAAACCAAAACCAUAACCUAAACCUAAACCUAAACCAUAAUCAUAAACAUAAGAAGAAAACGAUACAGAAGAAGAAGCAGAAGAUGAAGAAGUAGAUUAAAAAUAUACAGAUAAACCUACAGUAGAGGAAGAAUCUGAAGGAGAAAUAAAACAGAUGAACAACCUACUAAUAUUAAUUUAAUUAAUGUUAGAGCAAAC
This is a messenger RNA of Paramecium sonneborni, 996 nucleotides long. Lineage: Eukaryota; Ciliophora; Oligohymenophorea; Peniculida; Parameciidae. The record is from the annotation of a GenBank genome assembly.